Melitaea cinxia (Glanville fritillary) is the source of this 1149-nucleotide messenger RNA. RefSeq names its product T-cell leukemia homeobox protein 2 (gene C15). The transcript has 3 exons. The record is from RefSeq and is a predicted model, not a curated record. The coding region runs from base 1 to 1074 and encodes 357 amino acids. Gene Ontology annotation, cellular component: nucleus. NCBI's taxonomy places the organism in Eukaryota, Metazoa, Arthropoda, Insecta, Lepidoptera, Nymphalidae. Gene Ontology annotation, molecular function: DNA-binding transcription factor activity, RNA polymerase II-specific; RNA polymerase II cis-regulatory region sequence-specific DNA binding. Gene Ontology annotation, biological process: regulation of transcription by RNA polymerase II; animal organ development.
AUGUCGUCUGUUCAUUCGGAUGACGAUCAGGAAGAGAUCAACGUGGACUCUGAUAGUAGACUAUCAGGUCAAUAUGAUAGGAGCAUCGCUUCAGAAGAUCGUGAUUCUGAACACAGUUUUAACGAAAGAUAUAGGGAUUCUCCUAAUGAACACAUGACGGAUACGCAACAGCGAGUGAACCUACCUUUCAGUAUAUCACGGUUAUUAGGUAAACAGUUUGAAGAUAUAGACAAACGGCGGAAUUCCGGGGAGAGUGAUGAUAGAAGUGAUCAAGAUACUGAGUCGGAAAGUGCUAAAGACGAUGCUAAAGAGACUGGGUUGCCUUUAAGUUUUUCUCAUAAUCCAGGACUUUAUCCAAAUGGCAGUUUGUUACUACGACCAGGGCUAGGUCUAGGUGGAGGUUACGGUUUUCCCAGUAACCCGGGGGUUGUAAGAGUGCCGGCUCAUAGGGCUUUGGGUGCUUUGGGUGCGUGGGGCGUAGCCCUAGACCCAAUGAGGCAAGCUGCAGCUGCUGCAUUUGCGCAUCAAGUUGUGAAAGACAGGUUAAAUGCCUCCUUCCCCAUUACGAGGCGGAUCGGCCACCCCUAUCAGAACAGAACGCCACCCAAACGCAAAAAGCCGCGGACUUCCUUCACAAGGAUGCAAAUAGCAGAAUUAGAAAAGCGUUUCCAUAAACAGAAGUACCUUGCUUCAGCAGAACGAGCUAGCCUCGCGAAGACGCUGAAAAUGACCGAUGCGCAAGUUAAAACGUGGUUUCAGAACAGAAGAACGAAAUGGAGACGACAAACAGCUGAAGAGCGAGAGGCUGAGCGUCAAGCAGCAAACCGUUUAAUGCUCUCCCUUCAAGCGGAAGCGCUUAGCAAAGGCUACAUACCAGAACCGCCUCCAGGUGCUCCUUCGCUGUCAGCGCUUCAUUAUCAAACAUCAAACUCCGGACAACCACCGCAACCUAACACCGCUUUAAGCGCUCUACAAAAUCUCCAACCUUGGGCAGGAAACCAGGGUUCGUUUAUGAAUGCACCUGGAACCGCUGGACCUCCUCAUCCACCGCCUGUUGCAUCUCCUAUAUGUUGAGUUUUAAAUGUAAUUUAUUAUAGGGAUAGUUUGACAUAAAACUUUAGGCAGUUCUGAGCAAUACACGAAAAGCAU